Messenger RNA from Ostreococcus tauri, 1476 nucleotides. RefSeq names its product NADH ubiquinone oxidoreductase, F subunit, iron sulphur binding. NCBI's taxonomy places the organism in Eukaryota, Viridiplantae, Chlorophyta, Mamiellophyceae, Mamiellales, Bathycoccaceae. Gene Ontology annotation, molecular function: FMN binding; NADH dehydrogenase (ubiquinone) activity; 4 iron, 4 sulfur cluster binding. The transcript is spliced from 2 exons. The record is from RefSeq and is a predicted model, not a curated record. Bases 1 to 1476 code for a protein of 491 amino acids. Gene Ontology annotation, biological process: mitochondrial electron transport, NADH to ubiquinone.
AUGUUCACGAGAACCGGUAGGGGGCUAUUGAGGACGUUAUCGACCGCCAACCGCGUCGUCGCGCGUGAAAACGGCGAUAAACUGAGUGCGAUUCGAACUUUUCGAUCAAGUGAAAUCUCAAAGAUUCGUGCUUUAACCCCGGUUAGUCGCGCGUACGCGAGCGUCGAGGCACCGGAGCGGACGCACGGGAACCUGAGUGAUGCCGAUCGCAUCUUCACGAACCUGUACGGGCGACACGAUCCGUUUUUGAAAGGUGCGAUGGCGCGCGGGGAUUGGUACGAGACGAAGAAACUCGUCGAGCUGGGCGCCGAUUGGAUCGUGAAUGAGAUGAAGGCGUCGGGUUUACGUGGUAGAGGUGGCGCCGGUUUCCCGUCAGGAUUGAAAUGGUCGUUCAUGCCGAAGGUGAGCGACGGAAGGCCGAGUUAUCUGGUUGUGAACGCGGAUGAGAGCGAGCCGGGGACGUGCAAGGAUCGAGAAAUCAUGAGACACGACCCGCACAAGUUGCUGGAGGGUUGCCUGAUCGCGGGCACGGCGAUGCGGGCGCGAGCGGCGUACAUCUAUAUUCGUGGUGAGUACGUGAAUGAGCGUCUGGCGCUGGAGCGGGCGUUGGCAGAGGCGUACGCUGCGGGUUUUUUGGGUAAGGAUGCGUGUGGCACUGGAUUAGACUUUGACGUCAACAUUCACUACGGCGCGGGGGCGUACAUUUGCGGCGAAGAGACGGCUCUUAUCGAGUCGCUCGAGGGUAAGCAAGGAAAGCCGAGAUUGAAGCCGCCAUUCCCCGCGAACGUCGGUCUGUACGGAUGCCCGACAACAGUGACCAACGUGGAGACAGUGGCUGUGGCGCCGACGAUUUUGCGCCGUGGACCCGAAUGGUUCGCCUCGUUCGGUCGUAAGAACAACGCUGGGACGAAGCUUUUCUGUAUUUCCGGUCACGUCAACAACCCGUGUACGGUGGAGGAGGAGAUGUCAAUUCCGCUGAAGGACCUCAUCGAAAAGCACUGCGGUGGCGUGCGAGGCGGUUGGGAUAACCUCUUAGCCGUUAUCCCGGGCGGUUCCUCGGUGCCAAUGAUCACUAAGGAUGUGUGCGAUGACGUUUUGAUGGAUUUCGACGCCCUUAAGGGCGUGGGAAGCGGUCUUGGAACCGCAGCCGUGAUCGUCAUGGACAAGUCCACCGACGUCGUCGAUGCCAUCGCACGUCUGAGCUACUUUUACAAGCACGAGUCGUGCGGACAGUGCACGCCCUGCCGCGAGGGCACGUCAUGGAUCUACAACAUUAUGAAGCGUCUUGUCAAGGGCGAUGCGCGUCUCGAGGAGGUGGAGAUGCUGCAGGAGAUCACCAAGCAAAUCGAGGGUCACACCAUUUGCGCUCUGGGCGACGCCGCGGCGUGGCCUGUGCAAGGUCUCUUGAAGAACUUUUCUCCGCUCAUCAGAGAACGAAUCACAGCCUCAUCUGACGCGAAGAAGAUUGCCGCUUAA